UUUUAUACGAAAUUAAAAUCAUUCAUUUAUUUUAUUUAUUGCAAGCAAUAAAAAACUUAUCUGUAUCACAUUAUUAACCUUGUUAAUGAUAAGGCAGGAUUGUUUUAAUUAAUUCGUGUUAAUUGAGACAGGCAGUCAAUUUACACCAUGGUUGUAGAAGUGCCGAAAAUCCAAUUAGGAAAUGGACAGACGAUGCCGAUUGUCGGACUUGGAACUUACGCGCGUAAAGCGGAACCAGGCCAGUACCGGCAAGCAGUAGAGUGGGCUAUCGAGGCAGGGUACCGGCACAUUGACACAGCCUCCAGCUACCACAACGAGCAGGAGGUUGGGGAGGGGAUAGCUAAUGCCAUCAACAAGGGACUGGUUACUCGACAGGAACUGUUCAUCACUACCAAGUUGUGGAAUGACUGUCAUGCAGAGGCUGAUGUUAUCCCGGCACUGGAGAAGUCCUUGGCAAAGCUGAAACUGGACUAUGUGGACCUGUAUCUAGUGCACUGGCCUGUCUCUGUUAAUGCUUCAGGAGAAGAUAUGGGUAUCGACUACCUGGAGACCUGGCGUGGAAUGGAAGAAGCCGCGCGUCGAGGGUUGGCGCGCGGCAUCGGCGUGUCUAACUUCAACGCCGAUCAGCUGCAGCGACUGAUACGGGUUGCCCAGAUCAAGCCGCUUGUGAAUCAGAUAGAGGUAAACCCAACGCUGACUAACCACGAGCUAGUCAACUUCUGCAAAGCCAACGGCGUGGUCGCGGUAGCGUACACCGCGCUAGGACUGCUAUCGGAGGCUCGGCCAGAGUUUGCAGACAAAGAUGUUAUAAAGACGGACGCGGCGCUAGGACGGGUCGCCGAGCAACAUGGGAAGACUAGGGCGCAAGUCGUGCUUAGAUAUCUGAUCCAACGCAGCAUCCCCGUGAUCCCGAAAUCUUUCACGCAGUCUCGCCUAGCAGAAAACCUGAACAUCUUCGACUUUGAGUUGAGCCCCGCCGACAUGGAUGUAGUGGACUCAUACAAUAUCAACCACCGCUGCGUGCCUGCCACGGGAUUUGCUAAACUCAAAAAUUACCCUUUCUAAUUUAUAGUGACUACAGUUCAAAUCUACUAUAGUUUUACUAUACUUUUAUCUCAGGUGGUUGGCAGAGUAGUUUUGUGCGGCGAUUUUCCAGUAGAAAAUAGCUGAGUUUUGGCACUAAAACUAGUUUAUUUACUGAUUUAACUUACUUAACAUAAUAUAAAUCUGUUUAACCUUUUAACCGCUUACGAUUUUUCAUCGUGCGUGCUCGUGACGCCGCCGGUACGAAGUUAUACGAAGUUUUGUCUUAUUUAUUAGACUGCGGCGAAAUGAGCUGGAUAUUGUAUGUCUUAUGUAUCAGAUUACGGCAAUCAAAAGGUUAAAUGUCUCAGCCAUUUAUCAGAGGCCCGCCAAGUUAUUAUCAUAUCAAAUUCGACAUGGUUUUCACUUCUUGUAUUUAGAGUUGUUAGUAGUGGUUUAAUAGCACGUGCAUUUAAUAGGAUUAGUUAUACAAAGAGCAACCCUGGGCUUAUACAGUGUAUAUUUGUAAAAUAUAGACUUCUCUAUGAACACUAUUGCGAAAAAUUUAGUUAGUUUUAACUAAAGUCAGAUCAAGAUAAGUAGGCAACGAUUUCGUUAACCCUAACAGUGCAAGUGUUAAGUAAACGUCAUAUUUUCAUAGUAGUUUAUCGUUUAAAAUAGCACUUGCACCGUCUGGGCUAUCAAAAUCGCUGCCAACUUAACUUGGUCCGAGUGUACACAAUUUUACAUGUAGUUUGUAAGAAAUGUCACGAAUUUACACAAGAUAGGAUACUCAUAAAUAUUUAUCACCGCAAGUGCUUCGCAAAUAUUGUAAUAUUUAUAACUACAAUUUACCUAUGUAUAAUUUUAGUUAUGAUGAUAUCUUUUAUCUAAUCGUCUACACUAUAUGUAUGUUAUUUUUAUAGUUACACUAGUUGUUGCUCGGGACUUCGUACGCGUGGAUUUGCAUUUUCUGGCAAAUCAACUUUGUCAGUAGAAAAUGGCGCGAAAUUCAUAUUUUCUAUGGGAGGGCAACGCUUUGUGCCUACAUUUUUAAAAUUUGCCGCACUUUUCUAAUAGCGGAAAUGGCUUGCCAAACUAUAUGUUGGUUGUUAUUUAUUCUACAUCAGCAUAGAACAUAGUGCAGCAAAAGAUAGCAGUAGGGUUAAUAAUUUGGUAAUACACAAGCGGUACAAGCGGUGGUGGCCGAGUGGAUAUGACGUCCGACUUUCAAUCCGGAUGUCGUGGGUUUAAAUCCUGGGUCGUACCAAUGAGUUUUUCGGAACUUAUGUACGAAAUAUCAUUUGAUAUUUACCACUAGCUUUUCGGUGAAGGAAAACAUCGUGAGGAAACCUGCAUACAUCUGCGAAGAAAUUCAAAGGUGUAUGUGAAGUCCCCAAUCCGCAUUGGGCUAGCGUGGGGACUAUAGCCCGAGCCCUCUCGCGCGUGAGAGGAGGCCUGUGCCCAGCAGUGGGACGUAUAUAGGCUGAAUAAUUAAUUUAAUUAAUUAUAAUUAAUAAUUUUACAACCCAUAAUAUUUGUGUGCCUCAAUCUACGAAGGUUCGAACCCCUAAAGGUGCUGAUAGACUUGAGCAUUCACUUGUGAUGAGCAUUCUCGCGAACAGAAUCUGCUUAAAAACCGAUGUUGUCUCGCGAGUCUCUUAAUUAUGCCGAGAUAGAAGACAUUUAACAAUGUUGUUAGAGUUAGACCAAGCUAACUUAGCAGCGAUUUUGAUACUGUGCAAGUGUUAUUUAAAACGUCAUCAUUUUAUAGAAGUUUGACAUUUAAAAUAACACUUGCGCAGUAUGUGGUCUGUGCUAUCAAAAUCGCUGCCAACAAGCUAAGUUGGUUGGUCUAACUUUACCUUAUUGUUAAUCUUAAUGUUAUAAUUAUGUUAUAUGUUUAAUGGGGUAUGUGUAAUGUAUUUGAUGAUGAUUCUUAUUUGUUUAGGUACGAAUGUUUCUUUUACCGAAUACUGGAUUUUAUUUUGUAAUUUUCAUUGUGUUGGUUCAUUUGUAAUUUGUAUUUUUGGAAAUAAACAUUCAUUAUUCAUGAGGA
This is a messenger RNA of Cydia pomonella (codling moth), 3082 nucleotides long. RefSeq names its product aldo-keto reductase AKR2E4-like. NCBI's taxonomy places the organism in Eukaryota, Metazoa, Arthropoda, Insecta, Lepidoptera, Tortricidae. Gene Ontology annotation, molecular function: aldose reductase (NADPH) activity. Bases 148 to 1065 code for a protein of 305 amino acids. The transcript has 6 exons. Gene Ontology annotation, cellular component: cytosol. The record is from RefSeq and is a predicted model, not a curated record.